AUGGCAGAUCUAAAUCAAGAAAGGCGAUGGAAAGAAGAAUUUGCCAGAAGAAUGUUACAGAUUGAAGAACACAACAAAAGACAAAACCACUACAAUGUUAUGACAAAAGAAUCUUGCAAUAAAUUAGUGAACGAAACUGAAGAAGCACAAUCAGCUGAGAAAAAGACACAGAAGCAGUACAGAAGAUUAACUCCAUUCAAGGUUAUUAAUAUUUGUGGGACCAGGACGUUAGUGACAAGAAAAGAGCCUAUGAAGUAUUAUGUAUGUGUCGAAGAAAUUUUCGAUAUAAUUGAAGCAGUUCAUGAGGCCCUUGGUCAUGGAGGUCGAGACAGAUUAAAGGUUGAAACUUCAAGAAAAUAUGCAAACAUAACAGUGGAGAUGAUAAACAUUUAUCCACCGAUGUGCGAAACCUGUCAGCGCAAAAGGAGCAUUAAAAAAAGAGGGCAUGUUUCGAAACCUAUACUUCAUUCAGAAAUGAACAGUUGUUGCCAAGUUGAUCUGAUCGACAUGCAUACUCAAGAAGAUCGUGGAUUUAAGUAUAUAGUGGUGAAUCAGGACCAUUUGACAAAAUGUGUUUUGUUACAUGCACUGCAAGACAAGAGGGCAGAGGAAGUGGCACAACAUUUAGAAAAUAUAUUUUUGACAUUUGGUGCUCGUAUUUUACACUCUGACAGCAGCAGAGAAUUUGUUAAUUCUGUCAUAAACGAGCUGGCUUUUCUGAAAAAUCGGGCAUAUCGUUCUGGUAUCAAGCAAACACCUUACAAAGCUAUGUUUGGCACAGAACCACGAGUAGGGCUUAUGACUUCGAGUUUGGCUCUGGAUGUUAUUAAGGAGAUACAAGACGAAGAUGAUCUUAAAGAGGCUUUAAAUAAAUAUAGAUGCAGUAAAUGA
Molecule: messenger RNA, 891 nt
Organism: Schistocerca americana (American grasshopper)
Lineage: Eukaryota; Metazoa; Arthropoda; Insecta; Orthoptera; Acrididae
Product: KRAB-A domain-containing protein 2-like
Exons: 2
Coding region: 1-891 (296 amino acids)
Molecular function (GO): nucleic acid binding
Source: RefSeq, a predicted model, not a curated record